AAUUAAGAGUACUGCUGCAGAUCGACGAAGGAGAUCAGAUCCUCUUUUGGUGGUUGACAAGAUCUAGUAAAGGAGAUAAUAUGCAGGCAGCCAAGGAGAAGCUCAGUAACAUGGCCAGUGCUGCAAAAGAGCGCGCCUGUAUCUACAAAGCAAAGGCUGAAGAGAAGGUAGAGAAGGCCGCAGCGAGGACUAAAGAAGAGAAGGAGAUAGCCCGAGAGCGGAGGAAGGCUAAAGAGGCACAAGCCAAGAUGGAGUUGCACCAAGAAAAGGCUAAGCACAAGGAGGAGAGAUUGAAUGCAGAGCCACACACACAUCAUCAUGUAGAAAACGUUCCAGUUCCAGCAGCAUCUGUUUACGAUAAUCAGCAUGUACACCGUCCAAUAUUAGGCACUGCGGCACCCUCCACGGGGAUCAAUAAGACCACUGCUCUGACUUAUCCCUUGGCAAAGGACCCUCCGGCUGCUAAUGGGAAUUACAUAUAGAUGUCCUGUGAUCCUAUAUACCAUGUUAAUCAAACUAUAUAUAUACUUUGUCUUUUUGCUUGUUUAGCACAUUAGAGAGAGAGAGAGAUGGUGGGGAAUAUUUGGAAGCUGGUCGGGGUGGUGUUUGGCAUUGAUUAAUUCUUCUUUCAAAGAGAACAGACAGAGGCACUUUAUGAGUGUUAGUGUCUCUACUCUAUCAGUGCUCCACGUCACAUGACUCGAGUACAUAUAGCUAGACUACUCGAGUACAUAUGGUUAGUGUCUCUACUGUAUAUUUUAUUCUA
Molecule: messenger RNA, 766 nt
Organism: Nelumbo nucifera (sacred lotus)
Lineage: Eukaryota; Viridiplantae; Streptophyta; Magnoliopsida; Proteales; Nelumbonaceae
Biological process (GO): embryo development ending in seed dormancy
Source: RefSeq, a predicted model, not a curated record